AUGAGGGGAAGUGCCAUGCAGACAGAGGUAACGACGGCUAAUACUGGUACAGAAAUAGAUGUAACGACUGCCACUAGUGGUACAGAAACAGAUGUAACGACGACCACAACUAGUGAAGGAACAGAUGUAACGACGGCCACUACUGUUACAGAAAGAGAUAUAACGACUGCCAUUACUGGAACAGAAACAGAUUUAACGUCGGCCGCAUCUGAUGUAGGAACAGAUGUAACGACGGCCACUACUGGAACAGAAACAGAUGUAACGACGGCCACUUCUGGUACAGAAACAGAUGUAACGACGGCCACUACUGGUACAGAGACAGAUGUAACGACGGCUACUACUGGUACAGAAACAGAUGUAACGACGACCACAACUAGUGCAGGAACAGAUGUAACGACGGCCACUACUGAUGUAGGAACAGAUGUAACAACGGCCACUACAGGUACAGAAACAGAUGUAACGACGGCCGCAUCUGGUGUAGGAACAGAUGUAUCGACGGCUAUUACUGGAACAGAAACAGAUGUAACGACGGCCACUGGUGGUACAGAAACAAAUGUAACGACGGUCACUACUGGAACAGAAACAGAUCUAACGACUGCCACUACUGGUACAGAAACAGAUGUAACGACGACCACAACUAGUGCAGGAACAGAUAAACAGAUUUAA
Dreissena polymorpha is the source of this 666-nucleotide messenger RNA. RefSeq lists its product as uncharacterized. The record is from RefSeq and is a predicted model, not a curated record. The transcript is spliced from 3 exons. Lineage: Eukaryota; Metazoa; Mollusca; Bivalvia; Myida; Dreissenidae. The coding region runs from base 1 to 666 and encodes 221 amino acids.